Messenger RNA from Mizuhopecten yessoensis (Yesso scallop), 3785 nucleotides. RefSeq names its product PTB domain-containing engulfment adapter protein 1-like. The transcript has 14 exons. NCBI's taxonomy places the organism in Eukaryota, Metazoa, Mollusca, Bivalvia, Pectinida, Pectinidae. Bases 1930 to 3393 code for a protein of 487 amino acids. The record is from RefSeq and is a predicted model, not a curated record.
UAUCAGCUAGCUCUUUAAAGUUAGCGACAUGGGAAGGUAUUGGGUUUUGAUGUAGAAAAACUGAAACAAUAUAUACUCUCUUCCUUAGUGGAACAAAAUGAUCGACCCAUGCCAUCAGACCGACUUGUUUACGAUGAAGAAGCUGACUGAUUCUGGUAGCUACAGUUUUAAGUAAAGGGGAAAUCUCACUGAGUCGUUUAUUAUAUUCAUCUGUGGGAUUUUGAAGACAGAAAAGUCUGGAGAAACGUCCGACCUGUUCACAGGAAAAAUAUCAAAAAAUCGUGAUGGUCAAGGACACAAGAUAUCAACACUACUGGCCUAAAAUCUCAUUCCUCCCGUCCGUAUCAGACGAGGUGAAUUUUAAAGGACCUCACAUUUGUAAUACAGAGUAAGAUUAUAUCUAAGUGUGUGGUAGAAUUGCGUGUCCAAUCUUUAAUUUUGAUAUAGAUGUCAAAUAAUUUAACCGUCAAUCUGCAGUAUCUCAUAAAUAUUCAUAGAUGUUUUUGUUGAAGUUAUUCAUAUGUAUACCUAUUAGCAGAGAUCCCCAAGCUUUGUGUACGUGUUGCGUACGAAGUUUCGGUCCUCAAAGGAAGUUUUAAACGAUGUGACAGAAAAAAAGCAUUUCUACUGCCACGGGGAGGAAUUCAUUAUUUAUAUUGAAAUAUACAAAUUACAGUCUGUGUAUUCAACAAGCCUGUGUAAGCAUCCAAAUUGUUAAACCUGAGUGAUGGAACGGGAAUAUCUUUGUACGUACGUAACUCGUCUACCUGGAGAAGUGCGAUAGAUAUAUUACAUUGUAUACGGGUAACGCCUAAUGCAUAAUCAAACUCUAGCCUGCCACAGAAAGGUUGCGUACCUCUAUCUUUUCACCUGUGUAUUGACAUCAAUAAGUGCGUGUGACGUCUGCAUCAGGAGAUGGAAUAAUAACUGUGUUUUUACCCACAGCCUAUGAAUACAUUACACAGCCGUAUCUGGAUAAACUCCACUUCAGAUCGCGGACUCUGAUUGUAAUGUAAAGGAGAAAUAAUGAUUUGUUUACACCUUAAAGAACCGGUUGACGUAUACAUUUUGCUGAGUGACAAAAGCAGAUCAACUUUGUCUUAAUAGAUAAUGUACAUUCAUGAUUCUGGCGUAUUGAAUUACGCAUGCAGUGUAUUGCCGUUCACAACAUUUCGUUCCGACAAUUUGGAAAAACUUUACAUGAGGGAAAUUGAGCUGUGGUGAUUUGGAGUUUACUGAUACUACUGUAGAUAUACAGAUGAAAGUGUUUUUAAUACGUAAAAGAAAGGCGAACGUGGAUUGUUAUUAACACUGAAGCGGAUCUGCUCCCGUUUCUUUAUAACCUCUAUUGCCUAUUCUGACUGGUGGUCGACUGUGGGACAAAAUAUACACAUUUGUUGGAGGGAUUGACUUUCACUCAGCAAGGUCUUACAAGUGUGUGUAUUCGGUGUGCAAGCACGAGGAAAACUCAGACUUAUAUGCUGACUGUUUCAUAUCAAAUACAUAUCAUCUCAAAUGCCAAAAGCUCAUAUGUGACUCGUCUUUGAAAAGAAAUGAAAAUCUCUUUAUGAAUCAAUUUUGUCUGUGAGAGUUUGAUAUUUGGUACGGAGACUGGCAAGGGCUGACAAGCUGACGAGGAACAAUUUACUCUGUUACCUGUAAUUGAUCGAGCUUUACCUGUGGUAAUUUGACAGGUGACAUUACUGUACGGUUGUUAAUACUGUAGUUAAUAAUUUUAUCGACUUUGGUGUCAUCACCUAUAUAUUACUUGUUUAGGACAUGUGACCUGGAAUUUAAGUGCAAAACUAAAAUUCGACAAAUUUCUAGAAACUGGUGAAUUUUAAAGUAUAGAUUUUCAAUAAAAUAUGCAGGUGACAGUUGUUCAGCAAUAUUGCCACUAAACAAAUUGUAAGAGAUCUUAGGAUCAAGAUGGUUUUCACACGGCUAGAGGAUGAACGGAAGAUAAUCGAGGAUGACCCGCAGCCCUCUGCCAGUAGAAAAUGGGAAUUCGGCAAGAGGAAGUUUAUACAUGUGGGCAUCAACAAACAGCCGAGCAGCCGCCUAAUCCGGUCAUCCCCGGAGCCUGCGGACCUCCCGUCCCCACCCCUCAGUCUACUGACCGAACCUACCAACCCGACGAGCUUCGGAGGAAACAUGAGGGCAGCUAACAAACAGUGGGUACAUCCCCCAGAAACUCUACUGAGGGGACACAUUGUCUACAAUGUCAAGUUUUUGGGCGAGAGCGAAGUGGAAAACCCCAAAGGAACAGAAGUUGUAAAAGAUGCCAUCAGGAAACGAAAGUUCAAUAAACACAUUAAAAAAGCCGAAGGCCAAAAACCGCCGAAAGUUGAGCUGACGAUAUCUGCAGACGGAGUGACGGUGCAGGAUCCCAAAACUAAGAUGAUCAUGCACCAGUACGCAUUACACAGGAUAUCGUACUGUGCCGACGAUAAAUCUGACAAGAGAAUGUUCACCUUUAUAGCCAAGACAGGCGACUCAAAUCAACACUUCUGCUACGUUUUUGAUAGCGAAAAAUGUGCUGAGGAGAUCACACUUACCAUUGGGCAAGCAUUUGACCUGGCUUACCGGAGAUUCCUGGAAACGUCAAGUCGAGAUUUUGACAUAAAGAAACAGUAUUUGAUGCUACAGAAAAAGGUCCAGACUCUGGAGAAGGAAAACCUGACGCUGAGAGUGAGAGUACGGGAACUUGAGAGGCAACAGACGUCAUCAGACAACGUCAGAAACCAACAGGAUUCUCCCACAAAUGGACACACCUCCCUAACGAUUGCAGAUGAAAAUGAUGUUCUUAAUACGUCGCUUGGCCAUUCUACAAUACUUACAUUAGCAAGCUCGCCACCAACAGACGAGAGUACCACUGACGAUCAGACUAAGUCGGAGUUACAGGCCGCGAAACAGCCAUCAGUCGGACGACGACUAGAAAAUCUAAUGUUUGAUGAAAACCAUACUAACAGCGAAAUUAAGACCAAUGGAACAAACGGCACAGCUUCCUCUGGUGGUCAAGGUUCUGGGAUACUGUCACCACCCCCACCUAGUUCAAGGUCAAGGACACACAGUCAGCCACAGCCCUUGCCACUGACUUCACCUACUCAACCGGCCAAUAGCCAAGCAGGUAGUGGUCAUGUGAUAUUCAAUACUAAAACGGAUGUAUUUGGUGCCACACCCUUUGGCGCCAAUCCAGUUGGAGGAGGUAAGCCGAAGGAAGAUCCAUUUGGCAUGCCUAGCUUUGACCCCAACAGUUCCGUUGAGAUUGACCAGGCCAUAAAGAGCAUGGACAAGUUCUUACUAGAUGUACAGGAAGGUUUCAGCCAAGGAUUGUCAAUUGGAUCAGAAGAUUUUUCCUUAGCAGAUCUGGACCCCCUUAGCCAGAAAUAAAUCUAUUAAGAUGGAUAACGACCUAGGAAUUGCCAUAUUGUGUUACUAAAGGUGACAACUUUACCCCUGGAAAUUCUAUUGGAUUGAACUUUGUUAAAAAAAUGUGUCUUCGUGAAAUAUCAAUUAUGACAUCCCAGAUGAUGAACAAAAUUGUACUGUAUACUCUUCACAAUAUCAAAGACGAAAUUGUGGUACUUUGCUGUGAUAGAGAGGCCAACAGAAGGGCUUUCUUGGGCGCGCGCUCAAGUUAAUAUGGAUUAUUGAAUUGGUAGUUUAUAACUGACAGUUAUAGAAUCCAUUCCUGAUGUUAGGUAUAGAUUAAUAGAAUCUAUCAUCCCCUUGGGGGUGAGAUUGGGGAAUCUCAACCUGAGGGGAAAGAUUCUUAAGUUGCU